This is a messenger RNA of Aphanomyces astaci, 366 nucleotides long. RefSeq lists its product as hypothetical. The coding region runs from base 1 to 366 and encodes 121 amino acids. The transcript is spliced from 3 exons. The record is from RefSeq and is a predicted model, not a curated record. NCBI's taxonomy places the organism in Eukaryota, Oomycota, Saprolegniomycetes, Saprolegniales, Verrucalvaceae.
AUGGGCGUACAAAACUCUUCGAUCUCCUUCGCGACUGCGCCGACGCAGUCGCCAAGGAGCUUCCGCCUGCUCCGCUCCCGCUGGGACUUCCUUGGCCACAUCCUCCAGUAUCCCGUCAACCCCAUAGGAUAUGUCCAAGGAGGCCCCAGUGGCGUACAAGUCCAUGCCCCGUCUUUUCCGUUGCUGAGCAUUGGCCUGGACGCCCCAUCACGUCGCUGCCUCGCGCCCUCAACCCUGACCUCAAUACCGUCCUCGGCUCCAGCGCCUCACGUGCGUCACCGACCUGCAGGCCCUUCGCUCCACCACCGCACCGCCGCGGACAAGAUCCGGUGGAUAGAUCUUGUCCGCGGCUUCCUGACCGAUUAG